Achroia grisella is the source of this 2384-nucleotide messenger RNA. It is a transcript of the gene gb, whose product is annotated as Y+L amino acid transporter 2. Gene Ontology annotation, molecular function: L-amino acid transmembrane transporter activity. The transcript has 10 exons. Gene Ontology annotation, cellular component: membrane. Gene Ontology annotation, biological process: amino acid transmembrane transport. The coding region runs from base 300 to 1703 and encodes 467 amino acids. The record is from RefSeq and is a predicted model, not a curated record. NCBI's taxonomy places the organism in Eukaryota, Metazoa, Arthropoda, Insecta, Lepidoptera, Pyralidae.
AACCGACUAUUACCGUUACUGUUCUGCCGCUCAAUUCAUAUGAAAUAACCGAAUCCCUCACUUUAUUUAUAACACAUACACAAUAUUUGUAUGGUGUUUAAUGGUGAUUUAAAUUUAGAGCAAAAUAUUUCUGAGAGUAUUUUUUAAUUAAUACUCAUAAUUAUAUUACCUUUACUGAAUUAAAAUGCAGAGGGCAUUUCCAUCGGAAUUAUAGGUUAUCGGAGUGUGUGUAUCCUUAAAAAUUUUCGCGUAGUGCGAACAAAUUUUGUAUUUUCUCGUGUAGCUACAAUACUUUAAAAAUGGGUGACGAAAGGGUGAAAAUGCGUAAACAGUUGGGCUUGUUAGAGGGAGUGGCGAUAAUUCUGGGAAUAAUAUUCGGUAGUGGUAUUUUUAUUUCCCCUAAGGAAGUUAUAGAAAAAACUGGUUCAGUUUGGGGAGCUUUAUCAGUGUGGGCAAUAUGUGGUGUCCUGGCUACUCUUGGUGCUUUAUCGUAUGCUGAAUUGGGUACAACAUUAGCACAGAGUGGUGGUGACUAUCACUACAUAAAUGAAGCCUAUGGACCUCUGCCAGCAUUUCUGUAUUUGUGGGAUGCCAACCUUGUAUUUGUACCGAGUACGAAUGCAAUUAUGGCGCUGACUUUUGCUAACAAUAUAUUGGAGCCAAUAUUUCCGAAUUGUCCUAUUGAUCCGAUGUGUCGAAAGAUGAUAGCAGCCGUAACUAUAUGUUUCCUCGCGUUCAUUAAUGCUUACGACAUAAAAUUCACAACGCGAGUGCAAAAUGUGUUUAUGUUUACAAAAAUUUCCGCGCUAUUCGUUAUCAUUAUUGCCGGCCUUGUUUGGAUCGGAAAAGGUGGUGUAGAGCACUUCCAGGAUGGAUGGGCAGGCACCAAGACAUCCGUAAGCGAUUGGUCCGUCGCGUUCUAUUCCGGAAUAUUCUCCUAUUCAGGCUGGAGUUAUCUUAACUUCAUGACUGAAGAGCUUAAAGAUCCAUUCGUGAAUUUGCCCCGAGCUAUUUACCUCUCCUUGCCGUUGGUGACAGCGAUAUAUCUACUAGCUAAUGUGUCAUACCUGGCUGUACUCGGCCCGGUCGGUGUACAAGCCACAGAGGCUAUUGCGGUGGACUUUGCAGUUUCAGCGCUGGGCUUCGUAAAGUGGGCGAUGCCGACGCUGGUAGCAAUAGCGGUGGUUGGCGGUCUGUCUGUCCACAUAAUGGCCUCGUCCCGGAUGUGUUUCGCUGGCGCUCGCAAUGGACAUAUGCCUGAACUCCUAGCACAUAUAAAUUUUAAGUGCAUGUCUCCAAUGCCCUCAUUAGUAUUUCAUAUGGUGAUGUCUGUGAUAAUGCUGAUACCAGACAAUCUCACGUCGCUGAUUACCUACUGCACUGUGGUGGAGUCAUUCUUCACAACGCUCAGCUGCAGCGCGGUGCUGUGGCUGCGGUACAAGAAACCACAUCUGCCCAGGCCUAUCAAGGUCCAGCUUUGGAUGCCCAGUUUGUUUGUGGCGGUGUGCGCGGUGUUGCUGGUGGUGCCUAUAGUCAGCGAGCCGGUGGCGGUGGUGGCCGGCGCUCUCAUGACGCUGGCCGGGGUUCCGGUGUACUUCGGACUAGUCAGGUCCAAGCCUGAGUGCGUCAGAGAUCUGUCAGUUAAAAUCACUCAUACUUGCCAAAAGUUGUUCCUAACAGCAGUAGAGGAAGCUGAAGAUUGAAAUUACCAUAAACAUUACACUUCUGUAACAGUAGUAUUCUCUAUUUUGAAUCUCGGCUUUUCAUAAUGGAUUUUUUUUUAUAGAUAAUAAUGGAAUUGUGCACCCGCCUGCGCUAAUAAUUUACGCUGGCAGGGCACUAGUGGUGGAUGAUAAAUUUAGUAUUAGGUUAUGUCAGUUAGUCCAUUGUAUUAAUUUCCCCUGGAUUUUAUCACGGUGGUUUCCAGAGGGAACGGCUUGGAGGAAAACCUGACAUGGUUUAUUGCUAACAAUGAGAUCGUUAGUCCACAUUACUAACAAUCCCUUCCCUGCUUACAAUGGUAUUAUAAAUCACAAAUUAUACUUUUUUAUAAUAUGUAUUGAAUAAGAAAUUUUAAUAAUGAAGUCUCAAUUACGGGGCAAUCGCCAGUGAACUGGUAUUGAAAAUAUUGUUAAUUAAUUACUUUGGUGCUGCUUUUUCAUACAAAAAAUGUUAUACUCAUAUUAACAAUAAUAAUUAAUUGUAAUAUAUGUGUAAUUUUGUACUUUUAUACAAUUUGUAUUAAGUAUAAUAUAUAAAGCUAAAGAUUGUACCAUGCCAAAAGUCAUGCAGAUCGCUUUUGUAAGUGUCAUAAUAAGAAACAAAUUGAAAUACUUAUAAUAAAUUAUGAUGUUUCCGUAAAUGUCGUUAUUUAAACAUCUUUA